AUGGGGACACAUCUGUUAAUUUCUAUACAUAUCUAUCUAUCUAUCUAUCUAUCUAUCUAUCUAUCUAUCUAUCUAUCUAUCUAUCGCAUCCUGUUAAUUCUUGAUACAGUCUGUUAUCUAUCUAUCUAUCUAUCUAUCUAUCUAUCUAUCUAUCUAUCUAUCUCAAUUUGUUCAUAUCUAUCUAAGUCUAUUCAUAUCUAUCUAAGUCUAUUCAUAUCUAUCUAUCUAUCUAUCUAUCUAUCUAUCUAUCUAUCUAUCUAUCUAUCCUGUUCAUUCCUGUCACAGUUUGUUCUUAUCUAUCUAUCUAUCUAUCUAUCUAUCUAUCUAUCUAUCUAUCUACCUAUCUUACUUCCAUGUCGAUAUGAUCAUUUAUGUCUUUCUUUGACUAUAAGCAGAUAUUUGUUCACAAAGACGGCUGUACUGGUCACCUCACUUUUGUGGGAAAUCACACACGGAAGGAAGAUUUUCUCCAGCUUAUCAUCCUUGGUGGUCACCAUAAUGGCUCGCGCAGUACCUGGCGUAGCGGGCCAACAACACGCGACAAAAGGAUUGUCAUCAACAAGAGCUUCAGCAGUGUGCCACGAUACAGAGGGGACAUUUUUGGGACAAAGCCGCUUCGAGUUGUUACCAUUUGCACUUGGGAGGGUAGCAACUGAAGGGCCAUCUAUCUAUCCAUCUAUCUAUCUAUCUAUCUAUCUAUCUAUCUAUCUAUCUAUCUAUUUCACCGUUUCUAUCUAUCUCACUUGCUUCAUAUGUAUGAAUGUAUGUAUGAAUCUAUCUAUCUAUCUAUCUAUCUAUCUAUCUAUCUAUCUAUCUAUCUAUCUAUCUAUCGAUCUAUCGUGUCAUUCACUUCAUAUCUAUCUAUAUCAGUUACUUCUUAUCUAUCUGUCAAUCGAUCUCAGCCGUUUCUGUUCGUCCCAGUUCCUUCAUAUCUAUCUAUCUAUCUAUCUAUCUAUCUAUCUAUCUAUCUAUCUAUUUCACCGUUUCUAUCUAUCUCACUUGCUUCAUAUGUAUGUAUGCAUGUAUGUAUGUAUGUAUGUAUGUAUGAAUAUUCAUCUAUCUAUCUAUCUAUCUAUCUAUCUAUCUAUCUAUCUAUCUCAGUCGCUUCAUAUCUCUGUGUGCCUAUGUCAUUUUCUUCAUAUCUAUCUCUGUCCAUCCCAGCUGUUUCUAACUAUCUUAGUUGAUUCAUAUCUAUCUCUAUCUAAGAUAUUUCAUCUCACUUUACUAUCUAUUCAUUCAUCUAUCUAUCUAUCUAUAUCAUUCUAUCUAUCUAUUUCAUUGCUUCAUACCUAUGUAUUUUUGUAUGUAUGUAUGUAUGUAUGUAUGAAUCUAUCUAUCUAUCUAUCUAUCUAUCUAUCUAUCUAUCUAUCUAUCUAUCUAUCUCAGUCUCUUCAUAUCUCUCUGUUUCUAGCUAUCUUAGUUGAUUCAUAUCUAUCUCUCUAUCUAAGAUAUUUCUAUCUCACUUACUAUCUAUCUAUCUAUCUAUCUAUCUAUCUAUCUAUCUAUCUAUCUAUCUAUCUAUUUCAGUCACUUCAUAUAAUUCUUUGUAUCAAUUUCAGUUGCUUCAUACCUAUGUAUUUUUGUAUGUAUGUAUGUAUGUAUGAAUCUAUCUAUCUAUCUAUCUAUCUAUCUAUCUAUCUAUCUAUCUAUCUAUCUAUCUAA
Messenger RNA from Acanthosepion pharaonis, 1662 nucleotides. Lineage: Eukaryota; Metazoa; Mollusca; Cephalopoda; Sepiida; Sepiidae. The record is from the annotation of a GenBank genome assembly.